AUGUCAAAAGACAACUUGCCUUCGUCCUUCGAUUUCCGCUUUAUUGUCCUUAACACAAAAUCCCAAAAUUCGUACAUAAGGUCUAUGGAAACUUUAUAUGUGACAACUAAGGAGUUGAUUUACCAGGGAAAUUUUAUUAAAUGUGAUUCCAGCUGUCUUAUUCACAAUGUUUCACUCACUGAUUUAACCAAAGUCCAUUUUGUUACUGCGUUUUUGAUCCCGAAGAGGAUAUCCCUGUUCAAUGUAUAUCACACGCCCUCGUCCAAGAUCAGAUUUUUAAUAAAUUCCAAGGGAUUGCUAUAUUUAGUGCUGGAUUUGGAGGUGUUUAGGACCCUGGGUCUCUCCAAUUGUAAACUAGUCGAUCGCAAUAAAGAGGAUUCUGUUACCGUUGAAAUAGAUUUAACGGACCCUAAAUACACCAGUAAGGACUCUAAACUGUACCAGCGCCUGCAACAUAGCUUAUCAAAAAUAUCCCCAACCACUGUCGUUCUCUCUUCUGAAGCUCCGAAUGGAAUAGACUACGGGAAACUUGAGGAGUUAUUUGAGAAAACUUCCUCUGGGUUUAAAAUUUCUCAGUGCAAUUCCCAAUUUCAACACACCAGGGUACACAUAGGAUCAAAAGACGAACAUUUUAACACCAGUUUAAAGGCUCAGCACAGAUUUAGUCUCAAGUUUCUCAAUGAUAAUCUGAAUUUACUCAAAGAGUCAGGGGACACACAGGUGUAUAGAAAAAAACGCCGCAGACUUGAGACCUUCAAACCUGAACUGAGGUUUAAGUUGGAGGCUCUUGAGAGGAACAGGGAUGUUUUCGUUAAAAUUUUCAACGCUGUUAAGAAGAAUAGCACCAAGAACGAGCAAACUGUCAAGAACAUGAUACAUGAGCUGAACAAGAAGAACGUCCACUCUGAUUUGGAAGACCUAAACGAGAAUAACUCGCCCCUGAGUAACAUACUAGGGUUCAUCGACAAUUUGGGUCUUCGGAGCCUAAAAGACUCAGACCCUGGCUCUGAGGGCAGCUCGGAAUCUUUCGAGUUAUUGAAGGUAAACAACGGCAUUAUUUCAAAGGAUACUGUUUACGGCCUGUUCAAGAAGUCAUGUGAGGUUCUUCUGAGGGAGACUGAGGUUUUCAUAAUGUCCUUGUACGUAUUGUCUGAAAAUAAGAUGUGUUCCGAGCCGCUCGUUCAAGUUCGGCCGAACUCGGGCGGUUAUGUCCACAUCGUCUGUAGAAAGUCCACACACCAGGACGAAUUGGAGGGUUACGGGAUUCCUAGUCCAAUACGCGACUGA
This is a messenger RNA of Theileria orientalis strain Shintoku, 1287 nucleotides long. RefSeq lists its product as hypothetical. The record is from RefSeq and is a predicted model, not a curated record. NCBI's taxonomy places the organism in Eukaryota, Apicomplexa, Aconoidasida, Piroplasmida, Theileriidae. The transcript has 9 exons. Gene Ontology annotation, cellular component: ribonuclease P complex. Bases 1 to 1287 code for a protein of 428 amino acids. Gene Ontology annotation, biological process: tRNA 5'-leader removal.